Solanum verrucosum is the source of this 1675-nucleotide messenger RNA. RefSeq names its product protein NEN1-like. Gene Ontology annotation, molecular function: nucleic acid binding; 3'-5' exonuclease activity. The record is from RefSeq and is a predicted model, not a curated record. Lineage: Eukaryota; Viridiplantae; Streptophyta; Magnoliopsida; Solanales; Solanaceae. The transcript is spliced from 6 exons. The coding region runs from base 26 to 1441 and encodes 471 amino acids.
CGCUAGUUUUUAAUUUUCGGAGUUGAUGAUGAUGGGCGAUGAGAGGAUGGAGGUUGCCUUCUUCGAUGUUGAAACUACUGUACCAACCCGACCCGGACAAGGAUUUGCGAUCUUAGAGUUUGGGGCUAUUCUUGUUUGUCCAAGGAAGCUCGUCGAGCAAGAGACUUAUUCUACUCUCGUAAGGCCCACUGAUCUCUCCCUCAUUCCCACCCUCUCUGUUCGCUGUAACGGCAUUAACCCGGAAGCAGUCACAUCUGCUCCCACCUUCGCUGAAAUCGCUGACAAAGUUUAUGACAUUCUCCAUGGGAGAAUAUGGGCAGGCCACAAUAUACUGAAAUUUGAUUGUCACCGGAUACGGGAAGCAUUUGCUGGGAUUAAUAAGCCAGCACCAGAGCCUAUAGGAAUUAUUGAUACAUUGGCCUUAUUGACUCAGAGAUUUGGAAGGAGAGCUGGUGACAUGAAGCUGGCCUCUCUUGCUACUUAUUUUGGCCUUGGACAGCAAAUACAUAGGAGUUUGGAUGAUGUCCGAAUGAAUCUUGAAGUGCUGAAGUACUGUGCAACUGUCUUGUUUAUGGAAUCUAGCCUGCCAGACAUAUUUACAGAGAAUAGUUGGGUGUCUCCUAAUGCUAUUACAAGAAGCCGAACAAUUGGGAGAGCUACUCCAGAGAAGACGGGCUUCAGUGCAGAUACACCCUCACCAAGCAUCAAGAUAGAAAGUCAUGUCGAAUCUACAGCAGAAAUCAAUCCAUUUAACAUGGACGAAUUGGAAGAGUCCCUUCUGUCAGAAGUCAUGGAAGAUGAAUCUGGUUCAUAUUCUCCAGGAUCUGCCACAACUGCAACUGAGAGCUUCAUUGGCUGGACUGACUUCUUAGAACCAAAUGAAAUCUCCAUACCUUCUGUCUCUGUAAGUCUUAUCCCUUUUUAUCGUGGGUCUCAGAAGAUACAAGUAUUGCACGACUAUGGUGAACUACUAGUUUGUUGUAGACGAAUGAAGGUGCGGUUUGAUAUUAGUAAAAAGUAUGUUAAUAAGGCUGGUUGGCCACGACUGAGUUUUGUGGUUGAUGCAUCAUCGGACCUGUGCAAAAUCUUGGAUGUAGUUGAUGAUCGGGCUCAAAAGCUAUCUGUGGACUCAAGUAGCAGCUCAGAGUGGAGGCCUGUGGUAACUAGAAAGCCUGGAUUUAUGAACUAUCCUACUGUCCGUUUAAAUUUACCAACUGUUAUAGAUGGCAAUAUUUUCCGUUGGAUCACGGAGAUAUACCAGAAAGAAUCUUCCACAACAGAGAAGCUCGUGAUCUUUAGUAAAUUUGAUGUGGAAGAACUGGAAUCCUUGAUAACAGCGGGAACGUUCGUGGAUGCUUACUUCUCAGUGGAUUCAUAUGACGUCCAACAGAAUGCUGGCAUCCGCUUAGUAGCAAACAAGUUGAUUAUCCAUUCCACCUGAUAAACCAGAUCCCAGAUUUGACUUGUAUAUCUUAAACUUAGGUUGAACUUGGACUGUUUAUAAGAUUUCACAAGAAAGUCGGUGUGAAAUCUGUCAAGAGUGAGAUUUAAUUUGCUGUCUCUUGCUGGAUGAAUUGAAAAAUGAAAGGUUUGUCAUACUUUGACUUUGUAAAUGAUUUUUAGAUCAAUCGCUUCCAAAUAUAGAAGCAACCAAUGUUUACUCCUUAACUCGCUU